GUUUCCGCCGGCCGCGCGCAGCCGUUGUCCCGGCAACGCACGGCGGCGCGACGGCUCCGCCGGGUGUAUACAUUGGCAGACUACUUUGUCCUGUCGUGGAGACGGAGAGCAGGUGUGAAGGAGAGCGGUAGCGCCCGUUUCUGAGCCGACGCUGCCCGUCCCGCGUUCAGGUUUCGGCUUUGCCUAGGUCUGAGUUUCAUCAUGGCGCUCUAUUUUGACCACCGAAUAGAAGCCCCAGACUCUGCCGGGUCUCCUUCGCACAUCCACUGGCACCCCGUUCAUCCAUUCCUGGCGGUGGCCUCUGUCAGCACGACCUCAGGAGGCAGCGUGGGCAUAUACCUGGAACAAGGCGAGCACGUGCCUGAUACACACGUGGAGAGGUCCUUUCGGGUCACUUGCCUGUGCUGGCACCCGACGCGCCUGGUGCUCGCUGCCGGGUGGGAGACCGGAGAAGUGACGGUGUUGAACAAGCAGGACAGGGAGCAGCACGCGGUGCCCCCCACACACACCUCCGACAUUACCGUCCUCGAGUGGAGCCCCAGCGGGAACUGCCUCAUGUCUGGGGACAGGCUCGGUGUCCUGCUCUUGUGGAGGUUGGACCAAAGGGGUCGAGUGCAAGGGACGCCGCUGCUGAAACACGAUCACGGGAAACCCCUAACUCACUGCAUCUUCCGGGUCCCCCCUCCUGGCGAGGACCUCGUUCAGUUGGCGAAGGCGGCUGUGAGCGGUGAUGAGAGAGCCCUGGACAUGUUUAACUGGAGGAAAAGUAGCUUUGGAAGUUUCCUGAAAAUGCGAUCUCAAGAGGGGCUAUCCUUCUUUGUCAGCUUGAUGGAUGGGACGGUGCACUACGUGGAUGAGAAAGGCAAGACCACCCAGGUGGCUUCCACAGAAAGCUCUGUCCAGACUCUCUUCUACAUCGAGAAAAAGGAGGCCCUAGUGGUGGUCACGCAGAACCUGCUGCUGUCCCUGUACGCGGUGAGGCCCGAGGGCGAAGCAGAGGAAGUGAUGAAGGUCAAGUUGAGUGGGAAGACAGGUCACCGGGCAGACAUCGCCCUGAUUGAAGGCAGCGUGCUUGUGACUGCCGUGGGGGAGCCCGUUCUCAGAUUCUGGGACUUAGAAGGUGGAGAGAAUUACGUGCUGAGUCCAGAGGAGAAGUCCGGUUUCGAAAAAGCUGAAAAUAUAAACUGUGUUUCUUACUGUAAAGCCAAGGGUCUUCUGGCAGCGGGGACCGAUAAAGGGCGAGUAGCCAUGUGGAGAAAACUGCCAGGCCUUCAGAGCAGCCGAGAGGCAGAGGGCAAGGACAGGUGGACACUUCAGACCCCCACUGAGCUUGAAGGCAACAUCACACAGAUAAAGUGGGGCUCCCGGAAGAACCUCCUGGCUGUGAACAACAUCAGCUCCGUGGUGAUCCUCCGCGAGCAGGCCAUGUCCUCACACUUCCACCAGCAAGUGGCCGUGGUGCAGAUGUCCCCAAGCUUACUCAGCGUGUCCUUCCUGUCCACGGGGGUGACGCACAGCCUGCGCACAGACACGCACGUCAGCGGGGCGUUCGCCACCAAGGAUGCCAUUGCUGUCUGGAAUGGGAAACAGGUGGUGGUCUUCGAGCCUUCUGGAACCACGUUACGGACUGCAGGAACCUUCCUGUGCGAGUCUCCCGUGUUAGCCAUGUAUGAGGACAAUGUGUACACCGUGGAGCCAAACCGAGUUCAAGUUCGAACCUGGCAGGGGACCGUGAAACAGCUCCUACUGUUCUCCGAGGCAGAGGGGAACCCAUGCUUCCUUGACGUCUGUGGAAAUUUCCUGGUUGUGGGGACAGACCUGGCUCACUUUAAAAGCUUUGAUCUUUCCCGAAGGGAGGCGAAGGUGCACUGCGGUGACAAGAACCUGGCGGCACUGAUCCCGGGUGCUGUGGCCGUGGCCUCGCUCAGGUGUAACGCCAGCGGCAGCAAGAUCAGCAUCCUCCUCAGCAAGGCAGACAACAGCCCCGACUCCAAAAUCUGCUUCUAUGAUGUGGAAAUGGACACGGUGACCAUCCUCGACCUCAAGACGGGGCAGAUUGAUCAGAGGGAGACAUUGUCCCUCAACGGCCAAGAGACCAAGAAGAGCCACGCCUUCAUGGAUGAGAAGUUGAUGGAUCUCAUCCCUGUGAACCAUUUCUGGGACCAGAGCGAGCCCAGGCUGUUUGUGUGCGAGGCCGUGCGGGAGGCGCCGGGAGACCAGCAGCAGCCCAGGGACAAGAAGCCACCCACUGAAGACAGUCCCAGCCCCACGGCGGACGUGAUGAUUCUGUCCUUCUUCGUGACGGAGGAGCACGGCUUCUUGCUCCAGGACAGCUUCCCCCGGCCUCCCGCCUACCAGAAUCUUCUGGGGAUUGAAGUGCCUCAUUAUUACUUCACGAGAAAGCCAGGAGAAGCAGACAGAGAAGAGCAGGGGGACUCAGGUUGCCCGUGCGUGGGCAGGAGACCCCUACGAGACUUCGUCGGGCUGGAGGACUGUGAUAAGGCCACGCGGGACGCCAUGCUUCACUUCAGUCUGUUCGUCACCGUCGGAGACAUGGAUGAAGCCUUCAAGUCUAUCAAACUCAUCAAAAGUGAGGCGGUCUGGGAGAACAUGGCGCGCAUGUGCGUGAAGACCCAGCGGCUGGACGUCGCCAAGGUGUGCCUAGGGAACAUGGGCCACGCGCGUGGAGCACGUGCACUGCGGGAGGCUGAGCGGGAGCCGGAGCCGGAGGCCAGGGUGGCCAUGCUGGCCAUCCAGCUGGGUAUGCUGGAGGAUGCGGAGCAGUUGUAUAGGAAGUGCGGGCGCUACGACCUCGUGAACAAGCUGUACCAGGCCUCUGACCAGUGGCAGAAGGCCGUGGAGGUCGCGGAGCUCCAUGACCGUAUCCACCUGCGGGCCACCUACUACAACUACGCCAGGCACCUGGAGGCCAGCACUGACCGCGGUCUGGCCCUCAGCUACUACGAGAAGUCAGACACCCACCGCUUCGAGGUGCCCAGGAUGCUGUCGGAGGACCUGCAAUCGCUGGAGAUGUACAUCAGUAAGAUGAAGGACAAGACCCUGUGGCGGUGGUGGGCCCAGUACCUGGAGAGCCAGGCCGAGAUGGACGCGGCGUUGCGCUACUACGAGCUGGCGGAGGACUACUUCUCCCUGGUCCGCAUCCACUGCUUCCAGGGCAACAUUCAGAAGGCUGCUGAGAUCGCCAACGAGAGCGGCAACUGGGCAGCGUCCUACCACCUGGCCCGCCAGUACGAGAGCCAGGAGGAGGUGAGGCAGGCGGUGCACUUCUACUCGCGGGCGCAGGCCUUCAACAAUGCCAUCCGCCUCUGCAAGGAGAAUGGCCUGGAUGACCAGCUCAUGAACCUGGCCCUGCUGAGCUCGCCCGAGGACAUGACCGAGGCAGCGCUCUACUAUGAGGACAAGGGCGAGCACAUGGACAGGGCGGUCAUGCUGUACCACAAGGCUGGCCACUUCUCCAAGGCCCUGGAGCUGGCCUUUGCCACCCAGCAGUUCGUGGCCCUGCAGCUCAUAGCAGAGGACCUGGACGAGCGCUCAGACCCCGCCCUGCUGGCCCGCUGUUCUGACUUCUUCAUUGAGCACAGCCAGUACGAGAAGGCGGUCGAGCUGCUGCUGGCCGCAAAGAAGUACCACGAAGCUCUGCAGCUUUGCCUGGAGCAGAACAUGACCAUCACCGAGGACAUGGCGGAGAAGAUGACUGUGUCCAAGGAUUCCAAGGACCUGUCGGAGGAGUCUCGGCGCCAGCUGCUGGAGCAGAUCGCCAACUGCUGCAUGCGCCAGGGCAGCUACCACCUGGCCACCAAGAAGUACACGCAGGCGGGGAACAAGCUGAAGGCCAUGAGAGCACUGCUGAAGUCUGGGGACACGGAGAAGAUCGUGUUCUUCGCGGGCGUCUCGAGGCAGAAGGAAAUCUACAUCAUGGCCGCCAACUACCUGCAGGCCCUCGACUGGCGGAAGGAGCCAGAGAUCAUGAGGAACAUCAUCAGCUUCUACACCAAGGGCCGGGCCCUCGACCUGCUGGCCGGCUUCUACGACGCCUGUGCCCAGGUGGAGAUCGACGAGUACCAGAACUACGACAAAGCCCACGGGGCGCUGACGGAGGCCUACAAGUGCCUGUCCAAGGCCAAGGCCAAGAGCCCCCUGGAUCAAGAGACCAAGCUGGCUCAGCUGCAAAGCAAGAUGACGCUGGUGAAGCGGUUCAUCCAGGCCCGCAGGACGUACGCCGAGGACCCCAAGGAGGCGGUCCGGCAGUGUGAGCUGCUGCUGGAGGAGCCCGAGCUGGACAGCACCGUCCGCAUCGGGGACGUCUGCGGCUUCCUGGUGCAGCACUUCCUGCAGGCCGAGGACUUCCAGACGGCCUACAGGUACCUGGAGGAGAUGCGGAAGCGGGUGCCGCCUGCCAACAUGUCCUACUACGUGAGCCAGCGGACCGUGGACGCCGUGCACCAGGGCCUGGGCCUCCCCCUGGUGCGCACCAUGCCUGAGCGCAUUUGCCGCAGCAGCGUGGACGACCGCAAGGAAGUAGACGAGGAGGUGCUGGAGGAGGUGGAGAGUGAGCCCUGACAGCCGCUGCUACGAGCUCCUCUGGAACCUUCCGGGGUUGGUAGCAGGAGCCUGACCUUGGUGAGAUGAAAACUGGUAUUUGGCUCUCUAGGGCACUGGCCGUCCUGCUUAGAAGGGGCCAGCGUGGUCCUCCGGCAUUCCUGGCCCCUGUGGUCCCUUUACCAGGAAGGGAUUUGGCUCAUUUUUUCCCAUGACAGUCUCCCAAGUACAGACUGUAAAGCCUAAAAUGUUAGAAUUUGAAGGACUGUG
This is a messenger RNA of Neogale vison (American mink), 4830 nucleotides long. It is a transcript of the gene IFT140, whose product is annotated as intraflagellar transport 140. The record is from RefSeq and is a predicted model, not a curated record. Gene Ontology annotation, molecular function: protein binding. Bases 202 to 4581 code for a protein of 1459 amino acids. Gene Ontology annotation, cellular component: axoneme; intraciliary transport particle A; ciliary basal body. Gene Ontology annotation, biological process: intraciliary retrograde transport. NCBI's taxonomy places the organism in Eukaryota, Metazoa, Chordata, Mammalia, Carnivora, Mustelidae. The transcript is spliced from 31 exons.